AUGCUGCUGAAGACUCUCGCCCCCUGGCUGCUGCUGGCCUUCGUUGGGCUGCAGGUCUCUCUGUCCUCCGGUGCGCGCAAAAAGAACCGAGAGGCGGGCAAGAGCUCGAUCCCAGCGGCUGAACUCAGGUAUUCCCGGGGGAAGUUCGCCGGCGGUGGCAAGAUGCUGUGCACGCGGAGUGCGGUAAACGACCGGGACAGAGUCAGAGUAACGGUGAAGUGCGAGGACCCGGAGGCGCGCGUCAAAGGCGGAGUCACCGAGCUGCGGUGUAACUACUACGCCAAACCUCACGGCUGCCCGGGCUACCUGUCCAACAACAAGAACUUCUGGAAACAGGUGGGCCGCGCGUUCAAAAAACUGAAAGGCAAAGUGUGCAAGGACGAGCGCUCGGGGGUGGGGGCUAGCAUGUGUAAGCGCGCGCCCCUGGAUGUGCACUUCGAGCUGGACAAAAGCAGCGCCGUGUCCCUUGCUCAGUCCGGAGGAGACGAGACCCUUCCGCUUCCUCGCGCCACCGCUGCGGCCGGGAAGAACUGCACAGAGCGCGCGGAUCACCGGAAAACGGCUGAAGAGAACUGCGGCUCGUGGUUCAGUGUGUGCAACUUCUUUAUGUCAAUGCUGCAGAGCGACAACUGUUAGCCUCAGGUCUCAGGAGGACGUGCACACCAUCAGACUGACAUUUAUUUUAGGACUCAACAGCAGCAACCUGUCAAUCAAUAACAUGUGGAUAUUAUCAGAUACAAACAUCGAAACAGCCACAAAUGAACGUUGCCCUGAAAUGAUUUCAAAGUUUUAAAAUCUUGGAUAUUGAGAUUAUUAUUUUUUUGUACUUGUAAUAGAGUAUAUUUACAGUGUGGUAUUGUUUUAUUCAACCUGAAUACUUCCCUGCACCACUGUUUAUUACACAGAGCUGAAGAUUAUUUUAGUAUCAUGGUAUCUUCUUUCUACCUCUGGUCAACUUUAUCCAUACACCUUGUAAACACCACUGUAUUUAUGCACCACAAAUAAA
Centropristis striata (black sea bass) is the source of this 1006-nucleotide messenger RNA. RefSeq names its product fibroblast growth factor-binding protein 1-like. Gene Ontology annotation, molecular function: growth factor binding. Lineage: Eukaryota; Metazoa; Chordata; Actinopteri; Perciformes; Serranidae. The transcript is spliced from 2 exons. The record is from RefSeq and is a predicted model, not a curated record. Gene Ontology annotation, biological process: cell-cell signaling. The coding region runs from base 1 to 636 and encodes 211 amino acids.